UAAGAUAUCAGUUAGUUGUCUACUUUGUUAUUGUUUUGUCCUUGUGGCGUCUAUUUUUUUUAUAAUUCACAAGUUCGUCAAGUUUUACGUUUUAAUUUGUAUUGAAAUCUGUAUAUAUGUACCAUUUUAGUAAGUCGUUUAAAUUUCAUAGAUAGAGAUCAAAGAGCAAACCAGAGAUAAGUGAAAAGUUCUCCAAACUCAUCCCCAAUGAACAUCAAAGAGGAAAGAAGAAAAUCAGAUAAUAAUCCUAGAGAUCCCAUAUCCCGAAUAUUUCAUUUAAGAAUCUUCAAUGAACCGGUGACGAUAAGGUUCUAUGAAUAUGCAGAUGGUCCACUAGCAUGCAAACUCGUAGUACACGAGCCUAUGAAUAUUCGAAAUGUCAUAAAAGCCAUUUCAAUGCAGGAAGGCAUCUUGGAUUACUAUAAAUAUGUCGUUACGGAAUAUUGGAAGGAUUAUGAUGCAGAACGCAUUCUAGAGGAACACGAGCUGAUCCUGAAUAUUAAACAUGAUCAGAUGAGGUCCGGAUAUAAUUUUAGUUUUCUAUUCAAGAAAGACUUCCAGAAGUAUAAAUAUUUGAACCGAAAAUCGGAGUAUUUCGUUAGUUACCAUGCAGCCGAAGGAAUUCUGAGUAAGAAUACAAAAGAUCCAGGGACUAUUCAGACUUUGGAACAGAAGCUUUACUCGAUAGAGAAGAUGACGCCUUAUAAGACUCGGUUGGUUAUUCCACCUUUAGAGGAUCCCUUCACUUCGAAAGACGAACUCUCAGAUCGACCAACAUUUAUAAGCAUGAAAGAGGAAGCAACUCAGCGAUCCAAAGAGAAAGGUUCUGAGUAUUUCGAGUCAAAGUUGUAUUCUAUUCACAUAUUCGAAGAUCAAUGCCAUAACUGCAACGUGAUUUAUUGCGGAACAGUUUACGUGGGACAACAACACUCUCAAACCGUCGUUGAAUUGAAAACUUUAGCGAAUAAACAAGAACCUAUGAACUGGGUAAAAAAAUAUUUAUUGUUGAGGGGACAAACACUGUAUUUCGUGGAGACUCAUGAGGAGAUGCUUCGACUUUAUUACAUGAAUUGGUCGGAGUUCGACAACUUGUUAAUACUUUCCAAGGUAAAGAAAGAGAUUGGCCCUCAGAAUAUCGGAUCAGUAGAGGACUAUGGGUUCUACAAAUUUAGGAAAGCCCGAACAUACUAUAAUUCCCCUUACCAGGGCUGCAUCUUGAUGAGACAAUACUACGAUGUUACGCAGCCCAUAAUUAAAAUGAUGAUAUGUCCAGAACCUAUAUCUAAAUGUGAAAUUGAUUUUCCCGAGUAUAACAGUAAAGGAUUGGAUUUAUGGUUGGCUGCUCUCAAACUUGCCAAGCAUGGCAAACGGAUCAUCGACGCAUACCGGUCGUACUUGGCUGAUCUUCACGAUUGCGAGGGAAAUUUUCAUAUGGCGGAUCGAGUUCCUAUGGACUUUACGCAAGGAUUUGGUAGGAUAGUGCACAACGAGGAAGAAAUUGCGGAUAUUCUAAAUGAACCCAAACAGAUGUGGGGUGGACAAAGGUUCGAACAUUACGAGACUUUUCCCAAGGAUACUUUAAGCCAUGGAAAGCAUCUUACUCAGAAAUAUUACCACGGAGAUAUAAGUCGACCCGAAACAGAAAAAAUGUUAUUAGCCACCAAAACUAAUGGCGCAUGGCUUUUACGGGACAGCCACGCCCGCACCAACUGCCUCACGAUAUCGUACCUCUACGAAAAUCGGGUUCAUCACAAAUACGUCGCUGCCGCCUCACACGUCGACCAAUCGUCGAAGAGACGAAUUUACGUCGUUACGCUCGAUCAGCAACUCGCUUUUUACGAUGUCCACAGUUUGAUCGAGUUCUACAGGUUGAAUAAGGGCAAGACCAUGUUGUGUGUGCUUGGCCAAAGUGUAAAGAAAGAAUCCCAACCAGACAGCACGCCGCCAAGAAACCUAGUAACCCUGUAUUCACCUGUUAAAACACGUGGAGAGCCAAUAAAUCUGACGAAAGCGGAAUUUUUGGACCAUAUGGUAUACAACCUCGCCGAUACCGAUAACAAAUCACCCAAAUCGGUGAAGAACUUCAUCACGAACACCUGGAAGUCCGCCUUCGGCCGUCCGAAAAAAUCGCGUACGGCCCCCACUUCACCAAACGCGGAACUGCUGAGCACUUUCAAAGUGAACCUGGAAUCCGAAGACAACUCCACCGUCUCCCAGAGCCUCGAAAUACCUUCGACGAGUGGCGUUUCCUCCUUGGGUACCACCACGACACCAGAUAGUCCACCACCAUCCACAUCACAACCUCAUUCUGCCCUUUUGCAUCACUCAGGUGAAUUUCCCAACACAGAUUCGCAUGGUUAAACUGCUUGCGUAUAAUUUUUUUUUUCUUUGCCAAAGUUGACGAUGAAGGGGCAUCCUAUAGAAUAUAGAUAAUAUCUUACAAAGUUUAAUUGAAAAAAUGGUUUUAUGAGUUAUGACUUAAUUAUUAUUACUGUAAUGUUAAAAGCAUAGUUUAUUUAAAUAUUAUAAAGUCAGUCCUGGAGGUUAAAGCGGGUGCGGGUUCGAGUUCUCAUGUUGGUUAAGACCAAAAUCUCGUUAAAUCUGCGGCAAAAUUGUGUGGCAUUUUUGGGUUUUAUAUAAAUGUGCGACUAAGAAAACAGUUUUGUAAAUUCGGUUUGAAAGUACAUAAGGUGGUGGUGCUGUAAAUUUAAAGAAUCUACGUUAAAAUUAUAUAGAAUCUUUUUUUUAUUUAAUUUGGGUUUGGUUUCUUGAAGAAGGAUAUUGGAAUAUUUUUUAUGGUUACAUAUCACACCAUUGGUUUAACAAAAUUUGUUUAUUGCUGCAGUAUAUCCCCAAUCUUGUAAUAAAUACUUUUAACUUGUUAUUAUAUUCCAACUAUAUGAAAAUGCAACUUGAAAGUUAUGACCCCUAGACUGACCAAUUGUUUUUUUUUCUGUAAUUUUCGUUGACGAAAAAUAUUCCGUAAAACAUAAAAAUUAGGAAUAUACUGAGUGAGGUGUCAAUUCAGCAUUCUGAAGAAUUUAUUCAACAGAAUUACAGCAGAACCUAAAGGAGUCUACAAUUUUUUUUCUCUUUUUUCCUUGAAAGGUCCAAGAAUUUUUUAGAUAACGAACAUUGAUUUAAACUUGAAAUGUGCAAAGUUUCAGAAUAUUUAGCUGGCCCUAAACAUUCAGAGUAUUUGCAGGAUAGAUAUACUGGUUUGACUAAAAAAUAUUACGAAAUUACUUAGAUACUCAAUACAGGAAGCUUAAAAGAAUUUAAAAAUUAGACAGUAAUUUUUUUCAAAUUGAAACCUUUUUUUUGUUCAGACUGUAUUCAUCCCCUCUUGGAUGAAGUCCUUCCAUGUCGCUCUAUUCAUGGACGCUUACAUAGUUAGAAUCGAUUAUUAUGGUUAGUCCCAAUUUGACGAAUGUCGCCCAGCUAGGUCCUAUUUUUCUAGAUAUUUCAGCCUUUUGAUUUUCUUUACCUAAAUGGAUUUCAUGUUCUAGGUGUAUGUAGCCUGGUACGUUGUUUAUUUCUCCUACGAUGUUUUCAGAACUCAUUACUUUUGUUUUUUCCAGAUUUAUUUAUAAGUCCGAUGCCCAAAGAUUCCCUUUGUAGUUCUUCUUUGAUGGUUCUAAGUUCUUCUGCUAAGCUAUGAUGACUAUAUCAUCUACAAAACACAGGUGGCUUAGAUAUAGUCAUUAGAUACAUCCACUUCACAGAAAUUUUAUAUAUCUGCUUGCUUUAUUCCUAUUGACUCGUAUUUUAUUUGUUGUUAUUUCUUCAUCUAUCCUGAUUUUAAUGGAAACAUUCCCGCAGAUAUAUUUGAUAAGGUUUGAAUAUCUAGAGUUAACUGAAGACCCUUCUAUAAUCUAUAACGGCCAAAUAUAAUGCCACAUUAUAUUCUGUGCUUUUUUCUGUCAAUUGUGUUGAAUCGUUUUCGAAAAGCAGCCUUUUCUACUGCUUUGUAAGGGUCAAACUUACUAGCAAGUCUGUUUAUUAUAAUUUUCGUGAGACACUUGUAUACGUGAGAUAGUAAAUUAAUAAGACGACAGUUUUCUAUGUUGUUGAUAUCAUCGUUUCUGCAUUUUGCCAUUUUUCUCGUAUUCUUUCCUCUUCUAUACAUCUGUACCGCAGUAUUCUUAUGCUCUCUACCAGUUCGUUUUAUCCUUAGUUAGUUUUUUAACUCACUCACGGUUAUGUCUUUACUUCUUCAGAUCUUAGUGUCUGUUUACGACUAUUUUUAAUUAAUUUUUGAUCCGCUUGUACUAAUAUUUAUUCUUAUAAAAGAUGGUGCAAAACUAGAAAAGAUACAACUUUCAACAAGAAAGCCAACCCAGACGGUUAUUAGAGAUAAUUAAGUUUGCCUUUGCAAAAACCCUAUUUUGUUGAUUAAGUUUAAAACAACUAUACACGACAUAUAUCGUCGCUGAUCUUACCAAGGGGCGAAAGCGCCAAUUUGUUAAUUUUACAGGAAAGCGUUUUAAAGAAAAUAGGUCCUAUGUGGAACACGAUUACUUUUUAAAAAGUUUAUUAAUUAUUUUACUGUCUAUGGGGUUACGUAGGUCAAUAUACAUGCUUACUAAAUAUAUGUGUAAAAUUUGAAUACCUAUAAGUUAUUUACAGCUAAAAUUGACCCAAAUGGACGUUCGCCCAUUGGUUAGAUUUUUUGAAUGUUAUAUUGGAUGUUCGCCUGUUCUAUUAUACUGAUAUUCAAAUUAAAUAAAACAUGUAACCGCUCUUUCAGGUAUUUGUUUAUUCGUUAUGAAAGGUAGAUUUAUGAAAAAUAUUGUUAAUACAACUUAACAGUAACAACUAGUUUCAGUAAAGCUAACGAACUAAAGAAUAGCAACUCCUAUACAUCAAAAAUUUAAUAAUAUUUUAAAAGUAAACAUACACAUUUUAACAGUAGAUAAUUACUAGAGGAUAACCACAAAAAAAUAAAUGAUAAUUUCUUUUAUUAAUUUAUAAAUAAAGAUUAUCGAAACAUACUAAAAUUAAAAGCAUUUGGCUGUUUAUUCAUGCGGAAGAUCUCUAAAAUAUUUUUGAAAUAUUGGAUCUUUUACAACCGGCGUAACGCCGAGAUAAGUGCAUAAACUAACGCGCGACGUUAGUUUAUGCACACUAAUAAGAAGUACAAUGAUCUUAUUAGUGUGCAUAAACUAAUAAGAUCAUUGUACUUAUCUCGAGAGAGUUUUAUCAAGUCUUUGUUUGAAAGAGGUAUAGGCUGAGUCAUGAUUUCAAGCGUAUUUCUUUUAAGGGUAAUACAAAGUAGUUUUUAGCAAGGUGACUGUUCUUUACUAAAAGUUGUGAAAUAUAAAUAUACUUUAGGCCUACAAUUUAAAAAAAUCGUCUUUUAAAUUCACCCUUUCAGUGCUUUAGAAUAGAAACUUUAUUUACUAUUUUUAGAAUUACUAUCACCCCAUGAUUUUUUUCCAAUGACACUCUAUAUUUGAGAGGAUAACUUUUCGCCACAAAUUUUUAACGCUCUUAAACCAUGGCUGCUUCUGAAAGUCGCAAUCUAACCCCUAUUAGCCAGAAGAUCAUCUUUUCCAUGACUUUGGCUACAGAAUGGCUUUGAUUUAUGAUAUAGGAAUAUCCCUUAUCCUUUGCCUACAGGACGAAUCAUCCAACAAUUUUUCAAUUUCAGGAUACUCUUCUCGAUAUUUUUCUGUUCUCUGGGUCAGCAAAACAAUUCUCGACAAAUGUACAUUGGAAAAAUAGUUGGCCUUACGUACUACUUAUGCAUAAAAAAUACUUACCGCCCGAUUUUUUCUUUGCGCUUUUUGAUAUAAUAAAUAUAUGGUUGAUGCACCAACUCCUUCAUUCUUACAAUAUUUCAGACGUAGUUUAAAGUGGUUAAAUCUGUCUAAGACAUUCGAAUUACCGCAUUAUUAUUUUUUUUAUUAUUUUUUGGAGGAUCGGCUUACCGAUGAUCUUCUAUAUUAUCUAAUGAGUUUAAACAAUAGAAGUCAAAGGCUCUAUUCACAAUUAUGCUUUUAAAAUAACUGCUAAACCUAGAGUAUCAGUCAUUGGUAUAAUGAUAGAACUUCAGGGCUUGGGUAUAUUCGAAGCUGUAUUUGUAAAUUUUUUUGUAUAAUUCAAAAUAUUUAAUUUUUUUCUAAUUGAAACUCAAAUUUGUCAUACUCGUUUAGCGAAGAAGAUAUUAUUUCGAUUUGCAAUGGCUUUGGUCAUAGUUGAUAUGAGUUUCUAAGCUUAAAAAGGUUGUUGUAUAUCCUAUAUGUAAUUGUGCACUUUUCUGUACAUAGGAUUAAAUUAGGUUGAGGUUUCAUAUUUUGUCUGAGAAAUAAAUGUAAUUAUGCUAUUAGUUAAUGAGUUUAAGGGCAAAAAUUGAGCUGUUUUAUUUCCACAGUUUUUCAUUGUGUUUUAUUUGAGGUUGUUUGAUUCAACAAUUUUGCUUUUAAAAGCUCAACCAUUAAUGAAAAAAUAUAAUUAAAGAUUGUACAAUAGCAGUACAUUAAUGACUUUUAGUUUCCUUGAACAAUAAUUUACCAUUAUGUUUCAUGAAUCCAGUACAAAAAAAUCAGUUUAUUUUGAAAUUUUCGAUUUAUUUUUUUUCGAUUUAAUUUCGAUUUAAUGUUUUCUAAAGGGUUUUAGCGACUUUUCUUACUGAAUAAAACGAAACCGAAUAAAUAAUGAAAAAAUUCCAAUCCAACAUUGCUACACCACAUACUAUGGCUUUUUAAAAACUGAUUUGUAUGCAUAUCAAUGAUAUACUAUUUAACUGUCAACGCUAGAUAAUGCACAAAAUGUAAUAACCCUGAGCAAAUCUCCAACCAUACCUUGAUUAUUAGGAUGAUUAAAAUUCAUUUUUUGGUCUGCUAAUUUAACAAUAAUAGUCCAAAAAAGACAUAUAAACCCAAAAAACAUGUCCAGUUGAUUUUGCUAAUGUGAUAUAAUUAUGUGAUACAAUAAUAUUUGUGAUUUCCUUCCUUUUGUAUCAGAAGUAAAUGGAUAAUUUUUAUAAGUGAGAACGAUGAGAACAGCCCCAUUAUAUAUAUUAAAGUUGCAUAUAAAACAACAAAUAAACCGCAGGCCGAUAAAUAAAAUUAAAAUUUUUAUAUAUAGACCCUAAAAUAGUUUUAUUGCAAAUAAUAAUUCGAAUAAUUGGCAAAAUAACUUUAUGAGUAUAUUUGUGUGUGUGUAUAUUAAUUUUAUUGUUGAAACUCUCAUUUUGUUAUUAAAUAUAAGGAUUCCCAAGGAAAUUACUGUAGAUAUAAUAUGUCUUGGAAUAAGUGUUUUAAAAUACAUGAAUUUAUUAUUUAAAAAAAAAUGACUGUUACGAAUAUUAUUUAUAUACCGGGUGCCUGAAAUUAAAUUGUAACUCUUUUAUUUAUUGAAUGUACAAGAUAACUUAAAUAUGCGUAAUUGAACAAUUGCACUUUUGAGAUACUGAAAUAUCUGUUUUUUAAUGGAACUUCAAACUUAAAUUUCGGACACCCUGUAUAUAUGUUUACGAUAGAAGUAGUUUUAGGAGAAUAGAUUUUUUUACGAUUUUUUUUUGUGAUCUGCCCUUUUGUCUUGUGUGUGUACACGCUGUGCUUCUGUCAGUAUUAAUUUAUCAUUUACAGGGUAAAUUACAAUUAAUAAUAAUAUUUUUAGAUUUUCGUUAUUUUUUUUAUGUAUUAUUUUGGUUUUGUUGACAAUUGAUGCAGAAUAUUGCUGUUAUUUAAUAGGGUCAGAUCAGAUGACGUCAAUAUGAGGCUAAUUUAUGGUGUAGUUGAAUUUAAAAGAUCUUUUUAAUUUUUUCGAAUAAUGUAACAAAAUUGUUUUUUCAAUAUAAUGUGCAUUUUGCAUGUGAAAAUUUAAGUCUUAGAAGCAAAAGUGAGAAACUUAAAUCGUAUUUUUUGGAGUUAAAAAAACUCGAAAAUUAUUAAUAGGAUAAACUUAUCGCCAAAAUGAUCGGUCAGACAAAGAUGGGUUUAUGAAUAUUUUAACUAAAAAUUUAUUUUAAUUUUCUAAAUACCGCCCUAGAUUUUUUUGAUUGAUUUUUAGUAUUCUUAGGACAAUAUCCAUUCUAAAAAAUAAGAAUAAUUAUAUCUACACCCAUCUCUCGCUCACACGUAAUUCCCUUCAUAAGUUUACCUUUGUCUAAUUUACUAUACUAUAGAAAGCACUAAUUAGGUUUUGUUUUAAAAAUAAAAAUACUACUACAUUUUUUUAAUUUUAAAAUUAAAUUUUAAGUGCCUUUUUUACAGUAUGACGAGUUUGACAGAGAAUAACGAAUAGACCCAAAAUGAAUGUAUCAGACAGAGAUGAGUAUUCUAAUUGUCUUUUUAUAUAGAAACAUCUUUUUUUUAAUAGUAUUUUGCUAGCGAAACGUCCUCUUUUAAAUUUGUUCCAAAAUAUGCAGAAAAAAUUUAAAAGAUUUUAUGAAAUUUUUUCGGGUAUAUCCGGAAAUUUUCAAAACACAUAAAAAGCUUCGAAAUUGAGCCAUAUAAAUUUCAAAAUGGUGCACUACUUCAACUUACAUAGAGAACAUUUACGGGGAACAACAUUUAUUUCGUAAUGGCACCAAAAACCGUCGUCGAAUUUCAUUUAAUCGUGAAUACGAUAGUUAAACCUUAUUAAAAUAAAAGCAUCAAGAAACUGCUUAAAUUGUCAAUUAUUUAAAAAUUUUCAAAAAAGAAAACAUAUGGUUUGGCAACAUAUAAACGUUAAGGAAACAAAAAAAAUAGAAACUGUCCCAAAAUUUCGCUCUUAAGUAAGUUAUGAUGUAAUUUCUUAUAGAAAAGGCUGUGGUUUGCUUUUUCGUUAUAUAAAGUGAUAAACGUACGUUAAUUUUGUAAUUUUUCGCGAGGUAUUUUUAAGAAGCGGGGGUAAAUAACUGUUAAGACAUUUUCCAAAUAAAAUAAGACUGGAUAGAUAUGGCAGAAACAAUAUCUAGAUAGGUAAUUUAACAUUUUAUGGAAUUUAUUCUCUCUUAUUUUGGCUUUUAACAUAUCUAUUUAAGUUGCUUUUAUAUGUCCACCCUGUUAUGUGUUUUCUAUAUAUGUAUAUCAGGUAUCAGGUAUUAUUGCAAUAAUUUCUUCACAUAUUUAUGUAACCGCCUGAUAUACUUGUAUAUGUGUUUGAUUAGAAACGUUCAGUAUAUAACGUAAAUCACUUUAAAAUUAAAAAUUAUUUACUCCAAAUAUUACCAAAAAAAGUAGCUGUGUCCAAAAGAUUAUCACAUCUCUAUUUAAUAAUAAAUCCGUAGGUUUAAGAGUACAUAUAAUAUGGUUAUACAUAAAGCAUGAUUUUAUUAUAUAAUAUACCGCGAUAUUUAACAUAUACAUAAUUGUAUUCUACGAUAGGCAAUCAGAAAAAUAGAAGCAAUACUUAAUAGUUUUUGGGAGGUUUUGUAUAGUGACCCAUAUUAUAUCACAUAAUUAAUAAGUAUCCCUUUUUACAACAUUUUAACGUAUUUUUUUAUUUUUUGGUUUUACUGUUAUAUAUUAUGCUAAUCCACUAUAUUUCUUCGUACAUGAACUAUUUAUAUACAAAAUAACUU
Anthonomus grandis grandis is the source of this 9517-nucleotide messenger RNA. RefSeq lists its product as uncharacterized. The record is from RefSeq and is a predicted model, not a curated record. The transcript is spliced from 13 exons. Lineage: Eukaryota; Metazoa; Arthropoda; Insecta; Coleoptera; Curculionidae. Bases 208 to 2361 code for a protein of 717 amino acids.